GGGGAAAGGAAAGGACAGGAGGGGAGUGUAAACUAUAGGAGGGCGAAGGAAGCCAGGCGCGACACAGCUUUGGGAGAGGAGGACAGAACUGAGCGCUGCGCGCAGAGCGGCUCUCCCGGCCUAGAGGAGGGAGAGCGGCGCAGAGAGGAGGGGCUUGAGGCCCCGUAGAAAUGUCAAUCAGAGCCCGGAGCCCAGGGAAUCUCGGCCAAUCUGUUCGGACCUGACCUGACUCCUCGCCGCCGCCGCCGCCGCCGCCGCCGCUGCCGCCGCCGCGGAACAGAUCAAUAGGCGAACGCGGAGUGCGGCGCAGCGCGGCCCGAGCUCGGCCCAGCCCCCGAUGCGCUCCGGAGCCAACGUGCGGCUCUGAGCACGGCCGCGCCGGGGGCCGGGCCCCCUCUCCUUAGGUGCCCCGCGGGCCACCAUGUCCUUCCCCCAGCUCGGAUACCAGUACAUCCGCCCGCUCUACCCACCCGAGCGCCCUGGAGCCGCAGGCGGCGGCGGCGGCGGCGGCAGUACGGGGGGCCGGAGCGGUCCGGGAAACGGAGCCUCGGAGCUGGCCGCCUCCGGGUCUCUAUCCAAUGUGCUUUCGUCCGUGUACGGGGCACCCUACGCCGCGGCCGCAGCUGCAGCUGCCGCCGCGCAGGGUUACGGCGCCUUCCUGCCCUACGCUACGGAGCUGCCCAUCUUCCCACAGCUGGGCGCUCAGUAUGAGCUGAAGGACAGCCCUGGGGUGCAGCAUACGGCCACGGCCGCCGCGUUCCCGCACCCGCACCCUGCCUUCUACCCCUACGGCCAGUACCAGUUCGGGGACCCGUCCCGUCCCAAGAACGCCACGCGCGAAAGCACGAGCACGCUCAAGGCUUGGCUCAACGAGCACCGCAAGAACCCGUACCCCACCAAGGGAGAGAAGAUCAUGCUGGCCAUCAUCACCAAGAUGACCCUCACCCAGGUGUCCACCUGGUUCGCUAACGCGCGCCGGCGCCUCAAGAAAGAGAAUAAGAUGACGUGGGCACCACGAAGUCGCACGGACGAGGAGGGCAAUGCAUAUGGGAGCGAGCGGGAGGAAGAAGAUGAAGAGGAAGAUGAGGAAGAGGGCAAACGCGAGCUGGAGAUGGAGGAGGAGCUCGCAGGAGAGGAGGAGGACACGGGGGGCGAGGGCCUGGCGGACGACGAGGAGGAUGAGGAGAUCGAUUUGGAAAACUUAGACAGUGCCGCAGCCGGGCCGGAACUGGCUCUGGCUGGGGCAACGCACAGGAAUGGCGACUUCGGCCUAGGACCCAUUUCGGACUGCAAAAAUAGUGACUCGGACGACAGCUCUGAAGGCUUGGAGGAGCGACCACUAUCGGUCCUGAGCCUGGCCCCAGUGCCACCGCCUGUGGCCAGGGCUCCUCCAUCUACACCCUCUCCACCCUCGGGCCUGGACCCCUGUGCUCCCGCACCAGCGCCCUCCUCCGCCCUUCAGAAGCCCAAGAUCUGGUCACUGGCCGAAACGGCCACCAGCCCGGACAACCCACGUCGCUCGCCUUCUGGAGCCGGAGGUUCUCCUCCUGGGGCAGCCGUCGCGCCCCCGACGCUGCAGCUCUCGCCCGCGGCUGCCGCUGCAGCAGCAGCAGCACACAGACUCGUCUCGGCGCCGCUUGGCAAAUUCCCGGCUUGGACCAACCGGCCUUUCCCAGGCCCGCCGCCCGGCCCGCGGCCACACCCGCUGUCCAUGUUGGGCUCGGCCCCACAGCACCUGCUGGGACUUCCCGCAGCCGCGGCUCACCAGGCGGCUGCCGCCGCUGCCUAUGCUCGGCCUACGGAGCCAGAGAGUGGAACAGAUCGCUGUAGUGCCUUGGAAAUGGAGAAAAAGUUGCUCAAGACAGCUUUCCAGCCGGUGCCAAGGCGGCCCCAGAACCACUUGGAUGCUGCUCUGGUCUUAUCAGCUCUCUCCUCAUCUUAACUCUUUCAACAAUUUUUAAAUCGUUGUACUAAUUGUAAAAAAAAAAAAAAAAAAAGCAACCCGCUCUGUAUAGUUAUGACUUGCAAGCAUGUCUGUGUAUGAAUACCUAAAAAAAGAAACACUAAACCAACCAACCAACAAACAAAAAGAAUGAAAGGAAGAAUAAAGCCAGUCCCCCUUGGCCCUCCCCAAGUCGCUUCUGUACUGCCCCACAUUAGAUUGUGAGGCUCGUUUGUCCUGUUGAUUUCGGGGGGGGGUGGUGAGCAGGGUGCAGAGAGAAUAAGCGUGUCUGAGUCUUUUUGUAUAUACAGAAAAUGUACAUACGUGUGAACCAAAUUGUACAAGAAAGUAUCUAUUUUUGGCUAAAUAAAUGAGCUGUUGCCACUUUUGACUAUAA
Messenger RNA from Phodopus roborovskii (desert hamster), 2339 nucleotides. It is a transcript of the gene Irx3, whose product is annotated as iroquois homeobox 3. The transcript is spliced from 4 exons. Gene Ontology annotation, cellular component: nucleus. Gene Ontology annotation, biological process: regulation of transcription by RNA polymerase II; cell development; neuron differentiation. Gene Ontology annotation, molecular function: DNA-binding transcription factor activity, RNA polymerase II-specific; RNA polymerase II cis-regulatory region sequence-specific DNA binding. The record is from RefSeq and is a predicted model, not a curated record. NCBI's taxonomy places the organism in Eukaryota, Metazoa, Chordata, Mammalia, Rodentia, Cricetidae. The coding region runs from base 422 to 1942 and encodes 506 amino acids.